AUUUCCGAGGUCUUCCAAUCCAGUCCAGCAGAUUUUAAUCGGUGCCGGCCGCCGGGCCUGCUUUUACCGGCGCCUGUAAGCUCCGUUGCCUAUUUAAGCAGCCCCAGCUCGCCACAGUCGUCGCCACCGUGCACCAUUCAUCUCGCACGCCCACGGCACAAAUUAAGCAAGCUAGUCUCUCCAAGGCUUCGCUAGCUAGCUCGCCUGCUGCGACAGCCCACGACGCGCGCGCCGGCCAAGCAUUUGGACAUGGCGUCCGGGCAGAAGCAGCAGCAGCACCUCCCUAACGUGCCGAGAUGGACGCCGAGCCCGCCGCGGCGCCAGGCCCGCGGAGACGCGCACGACGAAGAGGACGCGGAGUCGGCGCUGGGAGCGUCGUCGUCCAUGCGCAGCACCGACGAAGCAUCGUUCCCCUUCGGCAGCGGCCGCGCGCGCUCGUUCCCGUUCCCGCUGACUCAGCCCUCGCUGGAGAUCAGCGUGGUGGCGGCGGCGAACGGGACAGCCGGUAGCGGCGGCGGCGGCGCCGAUGGCCCCGUGGCCCGCGAGAAGUCGCUGCGCCGGGCCGACGAAGGCGUGGUGGUAUCCUGGGAGGACCUGUGGGUGUCGGCGGCCGGCGGUAAUAAGGGCGGCCGCGUGCCCAUCCUCUGCGGCCUCAACGGGUACGCGCGCCCCGGCGAGGUGCUCGCCAUCAUGGGCCCGUCCGGCUGCGGCAAGUCCACGCUUCUAGAUGCUUUGGCAGGGAGGCUGGGUUCUAACGUGAGCCAGAAGGGAGACAUUCUGAUCAACGGCCUGAGGCAGAAGCUAGCCUACGGGACAUCUGCGUACGUUACGCAGGAGGACGUGCUGAUGACGACGCUGACGGUGCGCGAGGCGGUGCACUACUCGGCGCAGCUGCAGCUGCCGAGCGCGAUGGCGGCGCCCGCCAAGCGCGAGCGCGCGGAGGAGACGCUGCGGGAGAUGGGGCUGGAGGCCGCGGCGGACACGCGCAUCGGCGGGUGGAUGCACAAGGGCAUCAGCGGCGGGCAGCGCCGCCGCGUGAGCAUCUGCAUGGAGAUCCUCACCCGCCCCGCGCUGCUGUUCCUGGACGAGCCCACCAGCGGCCUCGACAGCGCCGCGUCCUACCACGUGGUCAGCCGCAUCGCGCGCCUGGCGAGGCGCGAGGGCAUGACCGUGGUCGCCGCCGUGCACCAGCCCAGCACCGAGGUGUACGGCCUCUUCCACGGCCUCUGCCUCCUCGCCUACGGCAGGACCGUCUUCUUCGGCGCCGCCGCCGAGACCAACCAGUUCUUUGCUCUGAGUGGAUUCCCCUGUCCAUCACUGAUGAACCCUUCGGACCACUUCCUGAGGACCAUCAACAAGGACUUCGACAAGGAUAUCGAAGAAGGCCUGAACGGAGAGACCAAAAUGACCACUGCCGAAGCAAUCGACACGCUGGUGAACUCGUACAAAGCCUCGGCCUACAUGGAGAAAGUGACGAGGCAGAUAGCCGACACGCGGGAAGCUGGAGGGGCGGUGGUGAAGAAGGAAUGGCAGGCAAGUUUCCUGACGCAGUCCUUGGUGCUCACCAAGAGGUCCUUCGUGAACAUGUACAGGGACCUGGGCUACUACUGGCUGCGCUUCGCCAUUUACAUCAUGCUGUGCCUCUGCGUCGGCACCGUUUUCUACGACGUCGGCCACAGCUACGGAUCCAUCCUGGUGAGUAAAAAGUUCGUUCCUAGCUCGCUGUGCCUGUGCAGCAUCAGGUUCGGUAUCUGUGUGGUUCUCAUCCCGAAAAAAAAAAACCCUGCUCUGCUGUGCUGUGCUGUGCUGUGCUCUGCAGGCCCGUGGCUCCCUGCUCAAUUUCGUCGCCGCUUUCCUCACCUUCAUGGCCAUCGGCGGCUUCCCGUCGUUCGUCGAGGACAUGAAGAUCUUCGGGCGGGAGAGGCUGAACGGGCACUACGGCGCGGCGCCGUUCACGAUCGCCAACACGGUGUCCGCGGCGCCGUACCUGGCGCUCAUCUCCGUGGUGCCGGGCGCCAUAGCCUACUACCUGGUCGGCCUCCAGAGCAGCUUCGGCCACUUCGCCUACUUCGCGCUGGUGCUCUUCACGACCAUGAUGGUCGUCGAGGGGCUCAUGAUGAUCGUGGCCAGCGCCGUGCCCGACUUCCUCAUGGGCAUCAUCACCGGCGGCGGCAUCCAGGGCGUCAUGAUGCUCAACGGCGGCUUCUUCCGCCUCCCCGACGACCUGCCCAAGCCCGUCUGGCGCUACCCCAUGUACUACAUCGCGUUCCACAAGUACGCCAACCAGGGCCUGUACAAGAACGAGUUCCUGGGCCUCACCUUCCCCAGCAACCAGGCGGGCGGCAGUGCCACUGCCGCCACCCUCUCCGGCGGCCAGAUCUUGACGGACUUCUGGCAGGUGGAGAUGGGGUACAGCAAGUGGGUCGACCUCGCCAUCCUGUGCGGGAUGGUCGUGCUCUACAGGAUGCUCUUCUUGGCUAUAGUCAAGCUCACUGAGAAGGUGAAGCCCAUGAUCAAGGGAUUCAGGUUCAGGAACACCGCGCAGUCCGUGCACGUAGUCGACAGAGGCUCCGGCAGUCCAUGAAUGAUGAAUCCACGACACAGCCGAUCGACGACAAAGCCCAUGAAGAGGCAACGCGCGGUACUUGUCAACCGUAGAUGUGCGAUAUGUAUAGCCAGCGAAGAGCCAGCAGUGCAAUAAUGGAUAUGCAAGCGAAGUACGUGCAAUAUUGUCACUGUCGGAAUAUGGUUCUUUGUCAGGUGCAAUGAAUAUGUUUGUGACACUCGGCAAAAUAGUCUGUUCCGAUAUUAUGUCAUUAUGUUCUCAUUGACAACGAGGACAUAUAUUUAAGCUUGCGUAAGGCUACUUUAAGGUCU
Messenger RNA from Zea mays, 2877 nucleotides. RefSeq names its product ABC transporter G family member 11. The record is from RefSeq and is a predicted model, not a curated record. NCBI's taxonomy places the organism in Eukaryota, Viridiplantae, Streptophyta, Magnoliopsida, Poales, Poaceae. Bases 250 to 2496 code for a protein of 748 amino acids. Gene Ontology annotation, cellular component: membrane. Gene Ontology annotation, molecular function: ABC-type transporter activity; ATP hydrolysis activity; ATP binding. The transcript has 6 exons.